CAAGCAAUCACUUCGAGUCUGAUAAUAUUACAUAAUUUGAUGCCUCGUCUCUCUUUGCCGUCAGAAUGACUGUCAGAAAUAUUAACGCCAGUCUUCCAGCCGAAUUCAGAAGCUUGUAUCGGCUCUUUCUUCGAGCUAAUUCCGCGGUAGUGUUGCACCAUUCUCCGUCGAAAAUACAGGUUCGUCGGCUGUGGAGACCUGUCUUCGACGAGGCCGCAUUCAAAAUCCACAGGUUUCAGCACCACGACGUUUGUUCAUCUGAGCGGACAAAUAUUGUCCAGUGGCUAUAUACAUGGCACAGACGAGUGGAUCGUACACUUUCGCUACUCGCGACCGCGGCAGUAACACGAGGACUCGCCCAUAAAAUCACUCGCAAUCUGAAAUGGCUAAGACAAAACCAUGUUUUGUGGGUCGAAAAGUUGUAUUAUUCCCACAAGCCUUUCUGGAAACCGCAACUCCCUCGGACUUCUGCCCAGUACCAGCCUUAUUCUCUUCCAACACCCGGUAGCAGACCCGAUCACAUACUCAGGAGAAAUAGGAAAAUGAGGUUAUUUGACGAGCAGUGUUCGAACGCGAUUGGCGAGGUCGUAAAGAUGGCUGAAGGAAGGCACGAUAUCAUUCUUGGGAGACUUCGCCUUAAACGAUGGCAGCAAGAGUGGUCGUCAUGACUGUGCGCACGUAAUCGUGAUUUAGACCAUAAUUGAAUAAAGAUUGACGCAAGUUGACCACUUUUUUUUAUUGUGGUGAGUUCAUCCACCUGCUUCCAUGCUCGACCGAUACUUGUUUAUGUCCGGAUACAAUCUUGAAGAAGUAUCUGAUCCUGGAUCCAUUCCUUAUCACUGCGAGACAAUAAGUUCUGGCGGCUAGUGUUAUGCAGCGCGUCCAGCAAACUCUGUUUAGCUUUGGGCUAUUCUACUCACGGGCUGCCGGCCCCACACCUAUUGUCUUGAAGUUGCACAAUGUUGACCCAUCUGUCACAUUGUCACGUGCACAACGUGUUCUCUGAAACGCGCUCCCAUAACGGGUACUCGUUAUUGUGGACGUCAGGUAUGCUUAUAAUCAGCGGUGGCCACGAUGGCAUAAAAAGCUC
Suillus subaureus is the source of this 1090-nucleotide messenger RNA. RefSeq lists its product as uncharacterized. The record is from RefSeq and is a predicted model, not a curated record. Bases 66 to 668 code for a protein of 200 amino acids. The transcript is spliced from 3 exons. Lineage: Eukaryota; Fungi; Basidiomycota; Agaricomycetes; Boletales; Suillaceae.